Messenger RNA from Colossoma macropomum (tambaqui), 3622 nucleotides. RefSeq names its product phosphatidylinositol-4-phosphate 5-kinase, type I, beta a (gene pip5k1ba). The record is from RefSeq and is a predicted model, not a curated record. Gene Ontology annotation, biological process: phosphatidylinositol metabolic process. NCBI's taxonomy places the organism in Eukaryota, Metazoa, Chordata, Actinopteri, Characiformes, Serrasalmidae. Gene Ontology annotation, molecular function: phosphatidylinositol kinase activity. The transcript is spliced from 16 exons. The coding region runs from base 400 to 1986 and encodes 528 amino acids.
AAUCAUUAAGCGCGUACUCUACACGAGCAAGUCGGCUGUACGUCAGCUGUGAACGAGAAGCUGCUCUGACAAAAAGAGCACACGGCUGAAGAAAACCGGUUUUUAAAACACAGCCUCUCUACAGUAACUUCGUGGUUUCCCCUGACGAAAACAUCACAUCCUACCAACACCAGUCUCCUCCCACUCUUCCAUGACUGCUCUCUCUUGCUGAGAAACAAGGGGGGUCUGGCUUCCUCAGUUUCAGCAAGCUGCCUCAGAAUUCCUGCCCAAGCUUCUCAGAGUUUCCUCCUCUGUUCCCAGCUCUCUUUAUCUGGUUCCUAUCACCACCACUGUGAACAAUUCUGACUAGGACUCCUACAUUCAUUUAUAGUCCUGGAUAUGCAGUGGCCGUGAGAUCACAUGAGGAGAGCGGUUUACAAGAUGUCAGCAACAAAUGAAUCUGAGGGUGGAGGACCUCAGAAGAGUGCAAGCAAAGAUCACAAAAAGCCUACAGCAGAGGCAGUGAAGGGAGCCAUUCAGCUUGGCAUUGGCUACACGGUGGGCAAUCUGACCUCUAAGCCAGACAGAGAUGUGCUUAUGCAAGAUUUUUACAUGGUGGAGAGCGUCUUUCUCCCCAGUGAAGGUAGUAACUUGACCCCAGCACAUCACUACCCUGACUUCCGCUUCAAAACCUACGCCCCUGUGGCCUUCCGCUACUUCCGAGAACUGUUUGGGAUAAAACCUGAUGACUAUCUGUAUUCCAUCUGCAAUGAACCCCUAAUUGAACUGUCUAACCCCGGGGCAAGCAGCUCUUGGUUCUACUUAACAAGUGACGACGAGUUUAUCAUCAAGACAGUGCAGCACAAAGAGGCAGAGUUUCUGCAGAAGUUGCUUCCUGGCUAUUACAUGAAUCUUAACCAGAACCCAAGGACCCUCCUGCCUAAGUUUUAUGGCCUCUACUGCGUCCAGUGCGGAGGAGUCAAUAUCCGACUGGUGGUGAUGAACAACGUCUUGCCUCGUUCUCUGACAAUGCACUACAAAUACGACCUAAAAGGCUCGACGUACAAGCGGCGAGCUUCACGCAAAGAAAGAGCCAAAUCCUCUCCCACCUUUAAAGACUUAGACUUCCAGGAGAUGCACUUUGAGGGCCUGCACUUGGACGCAGACACAUGCCACGCCCUGAUGAAGACGCUGCAGCGAGACUGUCGGGUUCUGGAGAGCUUUAAGAUCAUGGACUACAGUCUACUGCUGGGGAUCCAUGUGCUGGGUAAAAAGAUGAGGGAGAGAGGAGGCAGGGGAGACAGCAGGCGGCAGGGAACCCAGAAAGUUCUCUACUCCACUGCUAUGGAGUCCAUUCAGGGAGGAGGAAAACCAGCAGAGCCUCUACCAGACACCGACGAUGAGACAAUGGGUGGGAUCCCUGCCAAACACAAAGACGAAAAGUUGCUGAUCUUUUUGGGAAUCAUCGACAUCCUACAGUCAUAUAGAUUUAUCAAAAAAGUUGAGCACUCAUGGAAAGCCCUUGUUCAUGAUGGAGACACAGUGUCGGUCCACAGGCCGAAUUUCUAUGCUGACAGGUUCUUGAAGUUUAUGGGUGGCACCGUAUUUAAAAAGAUCAAUCCUCUCCGAGGUGCUUCCUCUCGGAGGAAAAGGAGCUCCAUCCAACCCAUCAGGUCUGUAUCACAGGAAGUCCUCGCAACAGUUAAGGAGGAGACAAAUGAAGAGAGGAAAGCACAAAGCCUGGAAAAUCUGGAUGACAAAGAUUUGGGUUCCUCUCAGAAACCUGAUGUUAUUCCAAGCUCUACCAAUUUGAAUGUGACGAUUUCAGCUGCUACCAUGUCCUCCGUUUCCUCUUUAGAUGACUUUAAGCUUGAGCAGGAGGAGGACGUAGACAGCAGAGGUCAUCGCCGGACCUCCAGCUCUACCCUGGCUCUAGAAGACAGUGCCCAUCCAAGCACAUCCCCCCAAAGCAGGACCCCUGAUUCAGAGCUUGAUGUUUACUUGUGAUGUAUGAAAUCCGCUGAAAUGGACCUGCUGGCUGAAACGUCCACAAGAUGAUCUAGCAGGACAUGGACCUACAAUCAGUUAGCCAUAUUCUGUCCCAAUUAGCAAGAGAGUACUUUGCCCAAAAAUGCUAAUGUUGCUAAUAAACAGAGAAAAGUGGUAGAGAUCCAGUUUGCUUUCUCUGUGAAGAAUUCCUUUUAGUCACUGUGCUAGGACAGUGUCAAUGCCGGCUAUUGACCGUCUCUGAGGGUCACUGAAGCACAGAUUGCACAUUGAGUGUGAUUUCCCUCGCUCCAUAUUGCUGCUAAUACAGAAGAGGCUGAACAGGCCUUGAGUUUUAAAUGGCAGAGUGAUUUCCACACUGUAGAGUUGUACAGCUUUCUAUUGUUUUUGCACUUGUCAACUUUAAAGUGUACAUUUUACAUAUAAAACAUUAUUCAGUCUCUGUGCUGGGAGCCCUUUACACUGCCAGAUUUCUGUGUUCUGUCAGCUCUAUCACAUCUAAACCAACUCCUGGAGAGUAUUGAGUUAAAUUAGGUGAGCUACAGGAGAGACAACUCUGUAUUGGGACUAAAUAUGAAGUUAAAGAGGAAUUCCUGCUGAUUUUUUUUACAUUUCUGCAUAAUUAAGUUGGUGGUAAGAUGUAAAUUUGUUCUGAGUGGUUUGGUGUGAAAUUCUCUGUUGUAGAGAAACUUCUCGAGUCAAAAUUGUUCACAGUGGUGGUGAUAGGAACCAGACAUCUGAAGAGUUUAAUGCCUCUAAAAUGGAUAUGAAUGUUUUUUGGUGCCUGUAAAAUUGUUUUGUGGUAGUUUUGUAAUAACAUUUUGGCCUAAAGUGUAUUUUUUUCAAAUUCAUUCAUGGUGGAGAGGUACGUACGAUGUGUUCUAAAAAGGAUACCCACAGAAAACGUUUUUACUAUUUUACCAUUAUUAAUAUCACAUGUCAAAACUCAAAGGGCACAUUUAGGUUCACUGGUUGGAUAGUAAAUAAACUAUAAUUGCACUGUAAACAUUACAACCUCUGGUUCUUAUCACCACCACUACAAAGAAAAGUUGGUAAGAUUCUCUGCCAUGAACCAUUUCAAAUCAAACCACUAUGAAAAACUUUGUUUACGUCUCAAUGGUUGAAUUAUUCAGAAAAUUUGAAAAAUUUUGUGGACUUCCCCUUUUAAGGUCAAUUUAACACAACUGCAAAGCACUUUUUGCCAUUCAUUCUAUCCUUUAAAAAAGUGUUAUACUUCAUUUGGAGAUCUUACAUUUCAGAAUGGGUCAUGUGGGCACUGUCUGUUAUUUCUGAGAAAUUUCUUAGAAUUUCUUUGAUAAUCACGUUUUAAGAUCUGUUAGCCUAAGUGCCAAAAUUCUUCAAUCCUUUAAUAAGAAUAAAAAGUGAUCUGAAAGCACAAAUCAAUUUUUUUUUUUAUCCAAAAUGUUAUUUUAGAUAAUAAGUGAUGUGGAAAGGCUUUUUCCACACUAAAAGAUUCACAUGAGUCCUGAUAUUAAAGAUCACUGUCUUUAAAAUAUUUUUGAUUACAUAUUUGAGUAAUAUAUUUCACAAGUGUUUGUGUAUUUGUGUAUUUAUAGAAAACUGUGUAAUGGAAUUGUGCUAUUAAAAGCUGCAUCUGUUUAGAAAUGUGUCAUGU